AUGCCAUUGCCAGGUGUUGCAACGAGAGAGACCCAGCGACAGGAGAGCACGUGUCAACUCUGGGAGCCCGAGGGCAUCAACACCUGCGUCACCGCACCAGCGGGCUGCAUCGCUUUGGCCUUGGUCUUCCUGCGUACCAACUGCGAAGCUGUGGCAUCGCGGGUAGCCAUCCCACAGAAUUUGUUCCACCUGGAGCAACUGCGCCCUGAUUUCGCCUUGCUGCGCAUCGUGGCAAAGAGUCUCAUUCUGUGGGACCAAAUCGAACCCACCAACGAAUGGGUGGACAGGCAAACUCCGGCCUUCCUCUCCAAGCUGUCCACAAGUGGAGCGGACAUUGAUUGGCUGCUGGUCACACAAACCAAGGCGAAUUUGGCUGCAGGUGCCUGCUUGGCGUUGGGUUUGCGCUUUGCGGGCUCCUCCAAUGAAGCCGUGAAGGAGUUGUUGAUUGCCAGGUUGCUGGGCUUCAGAGAUGCCGUUCGCUCGGAUGCGCACGUGGCAUUGAUGGCCUCCAAACCCACGCCAGAUGAUGUGGAUGCCAUCACCCUGGAGACAUGUCAAUCCACCAUCGCCUUAGCCCUGGGCAUGGUCAUGGCAGGUACAGGUGAUUUGGCAGCACUCCGAACGCUCAGAAGUUUGAGGAAGAAGACCUCCCUGGACACAGGUUACGGCGUGCACAUGGCCACCCACAUGGCCAUUGGCUGGGUCUGUCUGGGAGGAGGCCGAUACACCUUUGACCAGGAGCCCCUGUCCAUCGCCGCGCUGUUGAUGGCUUCGUUUCCUCGUUUUCCUAUGGGCCUGGUGGACAAUCGAUGCCACCUGCAGGCCUUUCGCCAUCUCUAUGCCUUGGCAGCGAGGCACCGCUGCAUCGAGGCAGUUGAGGUGGGCUCUAAGGAGCCGGUGCAUGUCCAUGUGGCGCUGCAGACACGGAAGGACGACGGGCAGCUGGAAGCCCCUGAGACUUUGCUGUUUCCGAGGCUUCUGCUGGCUUCCAGCGAGGUCGCUUCAAUUCGCGUCAACAGUGAAGGUUUCUGGCCUGUGACCAUCAAGCGCGCCGAGCCAGGCACUGCUGCAGCUCGCUGGAUGAAGGCCGUGGAAGACACCCGGCGCCUCUAUGUGAAACGAGCCGCGCCUGGUGCAGGGCAGAGCCAACUGGGAUUGGGAGGCUCACAGGUGUGGUUUCCAACUUUCACAGCACCCGAUGACAGCCAAGUGGAACGUUUGGCAAUGCCAAAGCUGACUUCAGGCGGUCAAUUUGAAGGAGGACCCUUGCCGCCCAGUGCGUCGCAGGCAACUGCAGCUGAAUGGGCUGCUGCUUUUUGUUGUGAGACGCGGCCACCCCUCCUUCCAGGCGCAUGCCUGGCAGAUUUCGACCAGCAUGGCACCCUCGUGGAACGCUUUGCCCAGCUCCUUCAGAUAGGAGAGAACAAUGAUCCCAAGAAGCCGGUGCGGUCCCAGCUGCCCUUCAACGCAGUCUUGGCCCAGAAAUUGCACGAAUGUGUGGCAGAGUCAAAGCUUGCGGUGUUCCCCUGGAUAGUCUUCCUGUGCCUGCAGAUGAAAACUUUCAUGCAGGACACAUUUGCUUCUCUGCCGACCUUGGGAGUGGAACACUUGCUGGCAGCGCUCAGCUUCCAGGAACUUCGCGCCGGCAUUGGGGCCAGGCACCAGCCAUUGCUGUCGCAAGACUUCUUGGCAGAGUGCAAAGCACAUGCGAAGCAGCGCAGGAAUGCAGAGGUGCACAGGGCAGCAAAUCGCCAGGUCCGCCAGACCCGAUGAUUAUGGCGACCUCGCCAGCGCCCUGUUAUUCGCUAGACAUUUUGCGGUUCUAGUUCCGAACGCAUUGCUCGCUGGGCGAGCAAUAUCGCAAGUUCGCCAACUCUUUGGAUCCGAACAUUAAGCAAGCUCGCCAGCUCCUUGCGGCUCGCUGGAACCGCACUAUUGCAAA
Molecule: messenger RNA, 1942 nt
Organism: Cladocopium goreaui
Lineage: Eukaryota; Dinophyceae; Suessiales; Symbiodiniaceae
Source: the annotation of a GenBank genome assembly